CUCGCCCCCGCCAUGGCGGCGGCGCUGGAGGAGGCCGCGGGCACCGUGUGCUGGUGGGGGCUGUCCCCGGCCAUGGAUCUCCGCCAGCACCUGCCCCCGGACACGGACCCCCGGGACCCCUCGGCGGAGGCCCCGGUGCUGCUGGUGGGGGCGGCCGAGGGGCGGCACGUGCUGCUGACGGCGGCCCGGGCCCGGCGGGACCCCCCCCUCGCCAUCACCCUGUUCGUGGCCGAGCAGCGCCCCGAGCCCGUGGCGCGGCAGCUCCUCUUCCUCCUCCUGGCGCUGGAAGCCCCGGGACGCCCCAGACCGGCAGCCCGCGCCGCCGCCAUCCUGGAGCUCCUGGGCUCCGGGAGGCUCCGCGCCGGCACCGCCGCGAUUCUCCGCGGGGCCGCCGGGCGCCUCCGCCGCUGGGUCACCGGGGACCGGGACUGGGAGCGGGACGGACCCGCCGACCUGGGGCUCAUGAAGUGCCGGGACCGGGACGCGCUCGAGGCGGUUCUGCGGCGCUGGGAGCGAGCGGGGCCGCCGGUCCCGGGGUCCCGGGGGGGGUCUGGGACGGUCCCGGAGCCGGUCCCGGGACCCCCAGGGUGGGACCGGCGGCUGCGGCGGCGCCUCGGGCCCCGCUACGACGCGAGGGCGGCGGUGGCGGAUUGGGAGCUGCGGAUGGGGCUGCACCCCCGGGGG
Molecule: messenger RNA, 684 nt
Organism: Corapipo altera (White-ruffed manakin)
Lineage: Eukaryota; Metazoa; Chordata; Aves; Passeriformes; Pipridae
Gene: DNAAF3
Product: dynein axonemal assembly factor 3
Exons: 5
Biological process (GO): motile cilium assembly; axonemal dynein complex assembly
Source: RefSeq, a predicted model, not a curated record